This is a messenger RNA of Symbiodinium sp. CCMP2456, 2082 nucleotides long. Lineage: Eukaryota; Dinophyceae; Suessiales; Symbiodiniaceae. The record is from the annotation of a GenBank genome assembly.
AUGCUCGGAAGCCGAAGAUGUGCCGGCGUGAUGCUCGUGACAGUACUGACCUGGACGCUUUCCUGGGCACAGUUGCCUCUGGGAGCAGGAGGUCUUCCGAGCUCGGGCGGAGGCGGGUUAGGUCUCGGCUUUGGCACAGGGGGUUCUCCCCCAGCGAGUGGCCUGGGCCUGGGCACGCCUGGGCUAGGUUUGCCGGCUAGCACUGGCUUGGGGCCGGGUGUGCCCACAGGCAACUUGAAUGGUUGUCUGGGUGGCGGUUGCCUAGGUGGGAGUGGCAUCGGUGGGGGUGGCUUUGGUGGUGGCUCGGGCGGCUUGGGUGGUGGCGGCGGCUUCGGCUUAGGCAGUGGCUCAGGCUCAAGCGGCUUCGGUGGUGGAGUGGGUGCAGGUGGUUUGGGUGGUGGUUUAGCAGGUAGCAUGGGUGGCUUAGGAGCCCCGCCUCUGGGCGGAGGAGGCGGCCUAGGUGGCGGUUUGGGACUUGGAGCAAGCGCUGGAUUCGGUGGAUCUCCGGCCGCAAGCUUCGGAGGCAACCAGCCGGGCAGCACUGCGAAUGCUGUUCCUGGCUUUGGUGCUCUUGCAGGAAUGGGAGGAGGAGAUAUUCCGUUGGCAGGUGGCACAUCGUCUCCCUCGCCAAUGUUUUCCAAGCUUCCCAGCGACCCGAGCACAUUGCACCAAGCCUUUCACUAUGCAGACAUUGCAGCAUUCCUGUUGCAGCCCCCCGCGCCGCAUUCCAUUCAAGACUGCCGCGAGCUUUGCGAGCGAAACGAGAGCUGUGCGGCCUGGGAGGUCUGCGCUCCGUUGGGUGAUGGUUGUGAUGGUUGCUACCUCGUAUCCCGCGCUCCUCGGCGUUGGGAUCAGCGCCAGGGUUGGCACGCAGAGAUUCUGCCAGGCAGGGAGGAGCUUGGAUGGAAUGCUGAAAGCGAAUUCAGUCCAGCAAAUCUGACGCAGGAAGGCUGCAAGGCUUUUCUGCUACAAGCAAACGGAGCAGACCAAAGCGUCCCGUUCCACGAGCCAGCGAUCAUGCAAAAGUAUGCGGCGUGCGGAUCCCUGAUCUGGGAAGGGGAGCAGGACCGGGACCUCACCGUCGUGGGGCAGCAUUGGCCGACGUUCGUUGUCACCCACUUCCGGGAACCCCCGAUCUUGCUGCCCCAGGAUGUGGAGCGGGAGAUGCUAGCUUCCGCACCUCGUGCGCCUCGUACUCCAGCGCCACUUGCUGCUGCGGCUUUAGCUGCCGCUGAGCGGCCAGGCGUGACAUCACAGCUCCAUGGUACAAUUGGCUCGCAAAACUGGGAGGACCGGAAGAACAAGGCUCGGGCUCCGCAUGCCUUCCUCCUGCCUUUCUAUGACACCAACAUUGGGCACUGGAUGAAGCAGCACGGUUCCAUGAACCCAUUGCAAUCCUACGAGAUGCAAUCGUUGCUUCAACCAGGGGACACUGUCAUCGACGUGGGUGCCAAUCUUGGAUGCUACACGGUGCCGUUUGCAGAGCGUGUGGGCAUGGCAGGCAAGGUCAUCUCCUUCGAGCCAUUCCGUUGGCUUCGUCAAGUCGUAGCAGCCAAUGUAGCUAUGAAUGGCCUGAGCAACGUGUGGCUUCCACCCGUGGGACUGAGCACGGCGCGAGGAAGCUUUGAGGCACGUCCACCGCAGCUGAAAUUCUUUUCGUCUCCUGGCGGGAUGAAGCUGCAGCAGCAGCAACAGGAUGCGAAGCCUGAAGAGGUCAUGCAGCUCUACGAUUGGGAUUCUGCACCCGAGCGCAUCACUGUUCUCAGCCUUGAUGAGGUUCUCGGACUUGUGCCGUCACCUGGUGUGGAACUGCUCGGCCUCCCUCAAGUAGAUGAUGUUCGGCUCAUCAAGAUCGAUGUGGAAGGAAUGGAAAAGGAGGUACUUGCAGGGGCCAGGCGGGUGGUACAGGCCUUCAAGCCCAUCGUUUGGACGGAGAACGUUGCGUACUUUUCGUCGAACGGUCAGGAUGUGUCCUUUCUGCAGAUCAUGGACGAGAUGGAGUAUGUCUGCGCACAAGCACAAAAUGCUCCGAACGACAUCAUCUGCACGGACCGACACGGUCGUGGGCAUCAAAUUGUUUAA